CCCUCCCCCGAAGAAUUAAAUGGCAGUGGAAGAACGAUCUAAAGAUGAAAUUCUCCACAAGUUUAAGGAACGUCAGGUUUUUGCUCAGAGGCUUUUAGAAGAAGCCAAUAGGUUAAAAUCUGAAGAGAAAAUACUUGGAAUGCAAAGAAUAGAAAAACAAAUAAAAGCAGAAAUGGAAAUGCUGGAAAAGUUGUUAACUGGUUCUCAGAUUAUUAAAGACCAUCACAUAAAAAGCACUAACCUUCUCCAUCUUGAAGGAGUCAUUCACAUAAUCAAAAACACUCACUUUAUGUUGUCGAAGAGUAAAGGAUCUCUUACGGCAGUCGAAAGGUUUUUUAAAUUUACCGACAGCACUGGUAUUGUUCAGAAUACAAUGGUGGAUGUAGUUUGUAAUGGUGGCGACAGUGUUUUGGCUGAGCAGGCAAGACAGGAAAGGAAAGAUCCUUUGUGGCCUAUGCUACAAAAAGCUACAGAAGGUAAAUCUUUAUUGGCUUGUAAAACAGCAAUAGAUGAUUUUAAAUCAAUUUUAUCUGUUGUGGCUGGCCCGAGUGAGAAAGAAAGAGCAAAGGAAUUGUUAUCAAGGAUUAAUGUUGUCCCUGAUCAACCCUCAGAGAGAGCUCGAAAUCUCCAUAACAGUGGAAGAAUCAAAGAACGAGCCAAGAUUAUAUUCGGUACUGGUGACAGCUUGCAGGCUAUUACAUUAACAGCAAAUGAAGGCUUUGUUCGAGCUGCUGCUGGAAGAGGAAUUUCUUUCAAUGUCAUUGUACAUCCGUGUAGAGCAUUGGCAGAAUUAGACUAUAAGCACAGUGUCAAGACAAAUGAGAGAAGAGAAACUGGGGCUGAUAUUAUGCCUACAGUUCUUCCUUCAUAGCAACCAUAGUUCAAUUCCAAGUAAACGUAAUAUGCCAACAAACUUAUUUUCUUA
Amphimedon queenslandica is the source of this 925-nucleotide messenger RNA. RefSeq names its product UPF0415 protein C7orf25-like. Bases 20 to 871 code for a protein of 283 amino acids. The record is from RefSeq and is a predicted model, not a curated record. The transcript has 7 exons. NCBI's taxonomy places the organism in Eukaryota, Metazoa, Porifera, Demospongiae, Haplosclerida, Niphatidae.